Messenger RNA from Neoarthrinium moseri, 840 nucleotides. RefSeq lists its product as uncharacterized. Bases 1 to 840 code for a protein of 279 amino acids. Gene Ontology annotation, molecular function: hydrolase activity. The transcript has a single exon. NCBI's taxonomy places the organism in Eukaryota, Fungi, Ascomycota, Sordariomycetes, Amphisphaeriales, Apiosporaceae. The record is from RefSeq and is a predicted model, not a curated record.
AUGUACGACUUCUCGCAGUAUGGCACACCUAGCAAGGAAUGGCUCGAAGUGAGCAGUGAUUCUGCUACACCCCAUUCGAGUCUCUCCGUGGUUGAGAGGCAGGAAAUCGUCAACAAGCAGCGCGAACAACGGUCUGCUCAGGAAAUGGAAACUCUAUCGCCAAUGGUUCGGAUGGUCGACCACAGCAUCCUGACCCAAGAUCAAUCCAGCCUCAAGUCACGUAGCUAUACGUCGGUAGACUCCGAUAUACCACAGCGCCUGCCGGUGGCUUUAUAUCUUCACGGGGGUGGCUUUUUGACUGGUACCAUCACCUCCGAAGAUGCAGUUUGCUCUCGUAUUGCUAUCAAUACUGGAAUUGUGGGUUUGAACGUGUGUUAUAGGCACACGCCUCAACAUACUUAUCCUGUAGCAUGGAACGACACCCAUGAUGCAUUCGAAUGGCUCCAUGACCACAUCGAUGAUUUGGGCGGCGAUCCGCAGCAGGUGAUGAUUAUCGGCAUCUCCUCAGGAGCCUAUCUAGCAGCAUCAUUCGUGCUCGAGGAGCAUUUGAGCCUUGGAUCCACGACCCGCCCUCCCAUUGCGGGUCAAAUACUCAUGGUUCCGUCGUUGAUCAAUGUUGAGUGCUAUGGACCGAUGAUCGAAAAGUUUCAAGAUCCAUCCGUAUGUUCUCUACACAAAAGUCGUGAUGCGCCAUUGCUUUCGCUGUCUACUCUUCAAGUCUACACGGUACGUGCCUUCCGCGUUGGGAACUUUGACAUGUACUUCACACUCACGUCUGACCGUGGCUAUCACAGGGCCUGCUUCAAAUUCGAAACCCAACAGAACAAGAUCUUCGUCUAA